AUGUCCAAGUUCGGCGUGCUGGUGAUGGGCCCUGCCGGCGCAGGCAAGACUACCUUCUGCAAUGCCAUCAUCCAGCAUCUCCAGAACACCCGACGCAGCUGCUUCUACGUCAACCUAGACCCCGCCGCCGAGUCGUUCCAGUACGAGCCUGACCUCGACAUCCGCGAGCUGAUCACCCUCGAAGAUGUGAUGGAAGAGCUGGAGCUGGGCCCCAACGGCGGGCUCAUCUACUGCUUCGAGUUCCUGAUGCAGAACCUGGAUUUCCUGACCGAGGCCCUGGAUCCGCUAAGCGAAGACUAUCUGAUCAUCUUCGACAUGCCCGGCCAGAUCGAGCUGUACACGCACAUCCCGCUUCUGCCAACGCUGACCAAUUUCUUGAGCCGCCAAGGCCCGCUCAAUAUCUCGCUGUGUGCCACCUACUUGCUCGAGAGCACCUUUGUCAUUGACAAGGCCAAGUUCUUCUCGGGGACCUUGAGCGCCAUGUCCGCCAUGAUCCUCUUGGAAGUGCCCCACAUCAACAUUCUGAGCAAGAUGGACCAGGUCAAGGACAUGGUUGGCCGUCGACGAUUAAAGCGCUUUGUCAAUGUCGACGUGCAGCUGCUGGACGAGGAUGAUGCUGCUCCAGAAGAAGGGAAACAAACAAAAUAUCCUCGGGGAGGAGAGGACGAAGAUGAUGACGAACAGGAAGAAGCAGGAAAUUUGCGGAUCGAUCCGUCAUCGAAAGAUGAGCUGAUGAGCGGAGGCUCAUUCGAUCGUUUGAACAGAGCAGUCGGCCAAUUGAUUGACGAUUUCAGCAUGGUUUCGUUUUUGCAACUCGAUGUCCAGGACGAGGACAGUGUGGCUGCGAUUUUGAGCCAUAUCGACGACUCCAUUCAAUUCCACGAGGCUCAAGAGCCGCGUGAACCGAAUGAUGCGCAAGAAGUCGACUGGGAAGAUGCCGACAUAUGA
Messenger RNA from Talaromyces atroroseus, 948 nucleotides. Its product is annotated as GPN-loop GTPase 3. Gene Ontology annotation, molecular function: ATP hydrolysis activity; GTPase activity. The coding region runs from base 1 to 948 and encodes 315 amino acids. The record is from RefSeq and is a predicted model, not a curated record. The transcript has a single exon. NCBI's taxonomy places the organism in Eukaryota, Fungi, Ascomycota, Eurotiomycetes, Eurotiales, Trichocomaceae.